Messenger RNA from Oncorhynchus gorbuscha (pink salmon), 2271 nucleotides. RefSeq names its product Y+L amino acid transporter 2-like. Gene Ontology annotation, cellular component: membrane. The record is from RefSeq and is a predicted model, not a curated record. Lineage: Eukaryota; Metazoa; Chordata; Actinopteri; Salmoniformes; Salmonidae. The transcript has 4 exons. Gene Ontology annotation, molecular function: L-amino acid transmembrane transporter activity. Gene Ontology annotation, biological process: amino acid transmembrane transport. The coding region runs from base 94 to 543 and encodes 149 amino acids.
AACACUAAUCGCUCAGCACUAAGUGAUACCUCCGCCGUUGGCAGGCUGUUCUUCGUGGGUGCUCGUGAAGGUCACCUCCCGGACGCCUUAUCAAUGAUUCAUGCGGAGAGGUAUACUCCUGUCCCUGCUCUGCUCUUCAACUGUGCCAUGGCCUUGGUUUACCUGACUGUAGAGGAUGUCUUCCAGCUGAUCAACUACUACAGCUUCAGCUACUGGUUCGUUAUGGGUCUGUCUAUCGCCGGGCAGAUCUACCUGCGCUGGAAGGAACCAGACAGACCCAGACCACUCAAGUUGACCCUGUUGUACCCCAUCAUCUUCUGUUGUUGCACUGUGUUCCUCGUGGCAGUGCCACUGUACAGUGACACCGUCAACUCUCUCAUUGGCAUCGCCAUUGCCCUCUCUGGAGUGCCGGUCUACUUCCUGGGCAUCCACCUGCCCGAGUCCAAACGCCCACCCUACAUUACCAAUUUACUACGUUCUUUCACACACUUUACCCAGCUCACCUGUUUCUGUGUGCUCACUGAGAUGGACAUCAGUGGGUAAACCUCACUCCCAACCAUGACACAAAGUUCUCACCAUAUUACCCACCACCCUCUGCAAUUCACAAAUAGACACAUGGGACCAAAUCAUGGAAAUUCACCUAUUUUUUUUUUGCAAAGACAUGGGAAUAUUUAAUACUUUUACCAGAAUGUCUCACUACUAUGUUAGUCUGUAGUUUACAAGUUGGGACACUAUACACACGUUUACACGCACAGACAGGUAUAGAGAGGUGACAGUGUGGGACUCCAGUUGCUUUCCACUGUUGCCAACCUGAUGCCUGAUGGUUCAUGUGAAGUUAAGCAUUGGACAAGGACAGUACCCAAGAAAAGCCAUGGUCGUCUGGCCAGUACUCUAGGACAUCCCCUCGUCCUUAUGUCAUUAUACUACUCAUAGUUUCACUUCUCCCCAUCUCCUGACAUCAUUGUCCCUUGCCUGGUGUAUGGGGUGAGAUCUACAUCAGAGCAUAUGGAGUUGUUCUCUCCCUUCUCAGAGGCUGGAGAUCUAUGUAAGAUGGCAGUACAUCUCUUAUCUCGUGAUGGAAUGACCUAUAGAGGUUGUUUUGAUGUCAGAGGGUAUAGGUAUGCACUUUUUAAUAUGCUGUGCCUGUCAAAUACAUAUACACUGAGUGUACAAAACAUUAGGAAUACCUGCUCUUUCCAUGACUGUCCAGGUGAAAUCUAUUAUCGCUUAUUGAUGUCACCUGUUAAAUCCACUUCAAUCAGUGUAGAUGAUGGUUAUGAGAAAGGUUAAAUAAGUAUUUUUUCAAAUUUAUUCUUGAGACAUGGGUUGUGCAUGUGUGCCAUUCAGAGGGUGAACUGGCAAGACCAAACUAUUUAAAUGUCCUUGGGUAUGGUAGUAGCUGUCAGGCGCACCGGUUUGAGUGUCAACUGCAACUCUACUGGGUUUUUCACACUCAAGUUUUCCCGUAUCAAGAAUGGUCCAACACCAAAAGGCCAUCCAUCCAGCUUGAGACAACUGUGGGAAGCAUUGGAGUCAACAUGGGCCAGCAUCCCUGUGGAAUGCUUUCGACACUUUGUAGAGUUCAAGCCAGACAAAUCGAGGCUGUUCUGAGGGCAAAAACUCAAUAUUAGGAAGUCGUUCCUAAUGUUUUGUACACUGUCUGCAUAUCCAGAAGGGACAUGCAAACAGACCGGUUUUCAUAAAUAUUCAAAUGUAUUUCCUAAAGGUGAUGCUACGGUCUUGUUCUCUUGGCACUAUGGAUGAUGGUUUAUUGGAAAAGGGGAACAAAUGACUCACCGUCUGCUACUACAUGGUUGUUCAGUGUUUUUUUCCCCCCAGCCCUCCUUUCUGGUGUUACUUCAGUUGAGAUGCUCAUUUGUCUGUGAACUGCUGACUGACCUUAGUAAGGUUAAUGUAGUAUGCAAACUAUUUAUCCAUAAACCCGAAUCCCUCCCACAAAGACCUUCUGUACUACUUUUGAAAAUGUGCAAUAGCCAACUGUCAUCUCAGCAUUGGCAAACGUAACCCUCCAAAGACCAUGGUGACUGAGGCCAUGUCAGCUUUACCAACAGUUGGGAUCACUUGAUGGGCCUAUUGGGACAGCAGCAGUGAAUUAAACAGAACGUUAACUUUAUUGUACCUGUAAGUUAACCAUGCAAAGGAUCUCCUGGGCCAAUAUUUAUAGUUAUUCAGUGAAUAUGAAAGACGCUGUUACCCAUGAACAAGUUAAAUAUGAGGAAUGAGUUGGCUCUGUCAGUUUGCCUGCUGAAU